Messenger RNA from Elgaria multicarinata webbii, 1732 nucleotides. It is a transcript of the gene ABRACL, whose product is annotated as ABRA C-terminal like. The record is from RefSeq and is a predicted model, not a curated record. The transcript has 3 exons. Lineage: Eukaryota; Metazoa; Chordata; Lepidosauria; Squamata; Anguidae. Gene Ontology annotation, biological process: regulation of actin filament-based process. The coding region runs from base 141 to 386 and encodes 81 amino acids.
UGACACUCCCUCCGAGAGCCACACUUCCUCCUGCACUUUGCUUCCGAAGGCGGCUCCUGUCUGAUUCCCCCCACGUCGACCCAAAAGCAAAGAUCCCCCCUGACUGAGCCACUUGGAGUGGUGGAUCCGAUUCGGUGACAAUGAACAUUGAACAUGAAAUCAGCCUUUUAGUUGAAGAGAUUCGGCGACUGGGGACUAAAAAUCCUGAUGGGGCAUUGAGUGUGAAGUUUGGAGUGCUCUUUGCUGAUGAAAAAUGUGCCAACCUUUUUGAAGCUUUAGUGGGGACUCUUAAAGCUGCAAAACGGCGAAAGAUUGUUAGUUAUCCUGGAGAGCUGCUUCUGCAAGGAGUUCAUGACAAUGUUGAUAUUUUGUUACUGCAGGACUAGCUCAGCUAGAUUCUUAGCUACAUGGCAUUAUCUUUUUUUCACGUAAAUUCUUUUCGGACCAAGGCAUAUUUGCAUGAAGGUGUAUUUUUCCUAUAUAUCUUUAUAAUAAAAACAAAUGUAUUUCUUUGGGGGGCUUAAAAAAAACUUUGAAUUUAUUAUUACAAAUGCUUGUUGAAUCAAACAGUGGAACAACCCCCCUUUUUAUCUCAGGUAUUGCAUUUUAAAUUGUCUGAAUUGUUAAUGUUUGAAAAGAAGAUUUUACUAAUAAGUUAGCUGUGUAUGCAAUCUACAAUCUACUGCAAAAGUUAAAAAGAGAUGGCCAUGUCUAUGGUUUGUGUGUGUCUCCCCCCCCUCGCUUUUAUUUCUCUGCUAGUUACAGAGUUGCUCUAGGCAAACUGAACUAACCAAAAAGAACUAGAAAUACAUUAACUUGAAACUCAGUAUUAGAAUAGAAAUUUCUCACAUGUGACAUGCUUCUAAUACACAGCAGCCUCAUGUGAUGUGUCUCUUCCUGAACUUUUAACACUUUGGAGGAGUAUAAAGCUUUUAGGUUUCUCCGCCUUGGAGUGAGGCCAGAAAGACAAGAUAAUUGCCAUGACAUUUUCAUUGUGAAUGACUGCAGCGUGGGAGGAUUUUACUCACUAAAUAUUACCUAUAACUUGACUGGGAAGGUAGGCAAGCCAGAUCUAUUUUCUCCUGGGACAGAGGUGUUAAGUCUCUUUCAGCCCAAGGACUAAAUUUAAUAUUGGAGAAACUCUCUGGGUCUGCAUUCCAGUGGCUGGCAGGGCUGAAGGUAAAAUGGAGAGGAGUCAAACUACGAAAAAUAUUUUCACUUGAAUCUCUUACUGCCAGUAAAUAAGCUUUAGGUAAAGCAUUUUAGAAUGGGGUGGGGGGGAUGAGCAAAAGCUGGGAAGCCAUUGAACUAUUAGUGCUCAGGGGAAGGGGGCGUGACAAUCUGGAGAACUUUAAAGGCCUUAUUGGAAGCCCAGGUGGGAUGGAAUUACCUAAGGUGCUGCUCCCCUGCCCUAGGGGAAAUCGAGUGGACAACCACAGACUGCAGUAAGCCACCUAAUUGCUGUUAAGGUAAGCCCAGGUCUUCUUGGUUAGUCCUGCUUUGAGAAAACAGAAUAGUAUAAAGCAGCUUUCCAGCUGAGAGCCCCCUCCCUCCUGCUACCAACUGUCUCUGCAGAGGCCACCAGUGAGGGAGGAAGCAGCAGCCAGGCACCUCUCCACCGUGCCUGGGUCCAGCUCCAGCUGAGAGCCCCCUCCCUCCUGCUGUCACCUGUAACUGCUGAACUUUCCAACUAAGAUUGUAGUGCCUGAAUUUCCUUUCCUUUCCCCGCUCC